This is a messenger RNA of Toxoplasma gondii ME49, 5675 nucleotides long. RefSeq names its product leucine rich repeat-containing protein. The record is from RefSeq and is a predicted model, not a curated record. Bases 1331 to 4969 code for a protein of 1212 amino acids. The transcript is spliced from 9 exons. NCBI's taxonomy places the organism in Eukaryota, Apicomplexa, Conoidasida, Eucoccidiorida, Sarcocystidae. Gene Ontology annotation, molecular function: protein binding.
ACGAGAUUCAGCGAAAAUGCGAGAAAAUCUUCCCGUUCCCACUGUUUGGACUUGGGUAGCGUUCUAGUACACCUCUUGUUCCAGACGCCGCUUUGGCUUUCGGACCUUCAACAGAACACACCGAGCAGCGAGCAUCGAUACUGACAAGGAUGUGCACAGUGCGACAUUGCGCGAACGCGUAAACCCAGACGUUUUCACGGCGCUGGUUUCGCCGCAUCAUUGCGUGGCGCGGAAGUCUCUUCUUUUCACGGAUCCGAGACUAAUCACCUUGUUUGUGGUGUUUUUCUCCAUCCUCUUCGCUCGGUUCUCCCCUGCAAGCCGCCGGUGUCUGUCUACCUUCCUGCCAGUUUUCCGCUGCGCGGACAGUCGACCCGCGCUGUGCGCCUGUGUCGGUGUUUGAUUCUUAUCGAUGCUCUCCUCGAAGCGAGCAAUUGAUCCUUUGCUUUUCUCUCCUAUCCAGGCUAAAUUUCGGCUUUUCCCCAUCUUGGCAGCCAGCAGCGACGGCGCAAGGGGCCUGCCGCACAGGCGUUCGACGCCUCGCGCAUGCACUCUCUCCUCGCAGGGUCAAACCUCUCGAACCUUUUCUCAGAAGGACUCAACCGCCUUUGCUCUGCCGCACUCACACACAUGGGGAGGCUUUCAGGCCUCGACUCUUUCCCGUUCUUUCUUUUCCUCCUCGCCGUCUUCCCCGCUCUCUACCGCGUAUAAGUUGUUCGGAGUCGGCUGCCGGCCCCGAGAAAACGCGGUCCACAGAUAGGCCGCAGCUUGCAGGAGGGAGCGCCAGCGCAGCAUCUGCGCCGACAUCAGGAAGCCAUCGGAUGCGGCGCAUUACAGGGAAAAGAGAAAUGCCUCCGCUUUUCUUUUUCCGACCGCCAACGUCACAAUCUGUUGUGAUCGCUUGACGGCUUCCACGUCUGCACCCCUUCGUUCGUCAGUUUGUGUGCCAUCGUACCGGAAGAGGAUCCUCACUCUCGCAUGUGCAGCUGGGAACCUCCAUCGCCUCAGCGGCAUCGUCUCUGCAGACCCAGGGACAAGUGCGCUUUCAUCGAUAAGAAGCGGAAUAUGAGUCACCACGCAUGCAACACCAAGUUGAGGACAAUAAAAGCAUGGAUGUCUCUCGCUCUUUUCGCAGCCACGAUGUUUGAUUUCUCGGCGCCUUGAGCGACUCACUUCAUUCUGCGUUCUCCGGUUGCACUCGCUUGUUUUCAGCCGUCCUCGAGUUUUCUCUCACUUCUUCUUCCCUCCGAAAACCUCUGUUCUCUCUUCCUUCGACCGCAAUCUCUCUGCGGCUCCUUCCCCGUCCGACCGCUACCUUGUCGUCUUCUCCCUCAUGCGUCCUCCACUCGGAACCCCGCUCUUCUUCCCCUCGUCUGCUCCGUCGUCUCCUGCCUCUGUGCGAGCGGCCGACGCGGCGCCGAGAGGCGAGGCGGCGCUCGGCUGCGUCGACGUCGCGAAGCCUGAAUGCAUGUCCCCCGAGACGUCGCGCGGCUUGGAACUGCCGCCGCUCCAGGCUCUGCCCGCGGACGCGUUGCGUCUGGAGACGAGGCGAAGCGGCCUUCUCGUCUCCCGCGCGCCGACGCUGACUGAGGAAGACGCUUCCCAGUUUGUGGCGGCCUUGCAUGCGCGGGCAGUCGCGCAGUAUCGAGCGCGCGCGAGCCGCUCGCAGCCUCGGGGCGGCGACGCCUGCGCGGACGACAUCUUCCCGACAGGCGCGCCAGAUCGCGCGGGGGAGACAUCCGGGAGACGAUCCGACGGAGCAGAAGACGAAGAGCGACCAGACAGGGACAUUCUGGGAGUCGCCCUCAGUGGAGUGGCUCUCAACGACGACAGCCUCGCGAUUCUCGUCACAUGCAUGCUCAGAUCGACGUUUCUCCGAGUUAUCGACCUCUCGGAUAACCGGCUGACAGACGACAGCGUAUGCAUCCUCGCAGAGUGUCUGCCCUGUUUGCCUCACCUGCGGGUGCUGAGUCUGAGCCGCAACCGCCUGACGGCUGUAUCGAUCGUGAAAGCGGCGAAAGCGUUCUUCCCAGACCUCUCCAAUCUGCCCUCGCAGAAACAGGGCGCGUCGAGGCGCGAGCUCGCGAGGGAUGUCGAGCCACCCGGAGCGGCAGGCGCUGGCCAAACGACGCAUGCAGACGAGCCAUCAGAAGUUUUUCAUCUCGACCUCUCGGACAACCUCGUCGGUCCUGAAGGCUGCUGCGCGAUUGCAGAGACCAUCAAGUGCAACAGCUGUCCGGCUCGGUUGUACCUCCGCAACGUCGGUGGCGGCUGCGCUGGUCUACUGCCUCUCAUGGCCACUGAGUCCUUUCUGAAGGCUCUCGACUUCUCCCAUACAGACAUCUCCCCCGGCCCACCCAGCUGCGCCGUCCAAGAACCGCCCAGCUGCGCCGUCCAAGAACCGCCUGGCGCCUCCUUUUUGCACUCUCUCCGCUCGUUUUCUUCCUCCUCGGCUUCUUCCUGUAGGACAGCGGGUGCGGUCUCUGCGACUCGAUCGUGUUCCCUGAAGAAGCAGUCUCCUGCUGCGCCUUCGCCGCCGGCGGGGGAGAAGCCGAAGCGAAACGGCAAAGGCUACUUGUUUCGAACGUUCCAGAGGUCUCGGCUAGGACGCGGGAGCCCUGCGGCGGACGCUGAGGAGAACGCUUGGCGACUGGAGAGCGCGGCUCUGGAACCAGGAGGCGAGGGCAGAAGAGCCGGAGCAAGAGGCUCGCCAGCAAGCAGGAAACGGAGAGACGAAGAAGAAUGGUCAGAUGAACUCGAUGACUACUGCCUCCAGGACGAGAGAGACGCGCGCAGCCGGAACAGCCUCACUGGUGGAGACUUGCAAAUGCUCCUCUGCGUCGCGGAAGGCCUCGCCCACCUUCUCACCUCGGCAGGAGCGCUGCAAGAGCUAAAUUUGUCGUACUGCACCUGGUCGUUCGCCGACUACGAGGAGACAGGCGCGGAGCCCACCGGCUCGGUUCACUACGCAGACCAGCUAGUCGACAUCCUCGCGGAAGCUCUGAAAGGAACUUCGUCUCUUCGAUCUCUCGCUUGCGCAGGCAACGGCAUGACGGCUGUGGGACUCCGGCGCCUCUGCGAGGGCCUCGCCUCGCCCACCUGCCGGCUGGAGGAAUUAAACGUUGCAUGCAACGACCUUCAAGAGGUCCUCCCUCUCGCCGAGCUCCUCCUGACCAAUCGAACGAUUCGAAUUCUCGAUGUAGCGAACUGCAUGCUGCCGAGCGAGGCGGUGGACCAGCUGGCUGCGGCGUUGGAGGAGAACACAACUCUGUCGGUUCUUGUUCUCGCUCACAACUCUCUGCAGCCUUCCGCGCUGCUUCGCCUCUCUCAAGCUCUCAAAAUUCAACAGCAGAAAGUCGUGAACGCAGACCGAGCGGAAGACGAAGAGCGCGCAGACGACAAGAGAGAAGAAGAAUGCGGACCUGCCGAGACCAGAAAGCAGAGCGCGGAGACAGCGAAGGCAACCGAAGGCGGUGCGACGAGACGAGAGAACCAGCAGGGAUCUGCAGAGUGCGUGUGCCGUCUGGCGGAGCAGAGACGACCACCGUGUUGCUGCUGCUGGUGGGGGUCACCUCCCAAUCCGUUCAACGACCCCUCGUCUUUCUCUCCGCGUAUGUCGCUCGCUCCCGCUGCUCGGCAGAGGCUUCUUUCGCUUCGAAGAAGAUGCAUGCUCCACGUCCUAGCUCGACAGGAAGCCUUCGCUUCGUCGGUGUCUCCUGCCGCGUCUCUGGAUGUGUGUGAGGUGUGUGGAGGCUUGUGGGGAGAGGCAGAAGACGCGGCGGGAGCAGGGAAAGGAAAAAAACCUGUUUUGCAUGCAGGUCUGGACAUGGAACUUGCGUCGGUCUCUCUCGCCAGCACCCCCGCGCGCGGCCUUCGGAUGCUCGAUCUCUCCUUCACCACGCCUCACGACGGCUCUGCACUGCGACCGCUUGCUGCUGCUCUUCCCGACCUUCCGCAUCUUCUUUUCCUCGACGUCUCGAGUUGCUCCAUGGAUGUGUCAACCGUCGAUCUCUUUCGAGCUGCGGCUGCGUCGCGCGUCUCGCCUUUCCCCUCCUUCUGUUCUUCUGCCUCUCCUUCUUCUUCGUAUUCUCCCUUCGCUCCUUUCUCUCCUUCCUCGGCGUCUCUCCCCGUCACCUUCCCUUACGCGCUCUGCAUUCGCGGACUUCCUCUGACGGCCAUUCGCCUGGACGAGGAUGAAGAAAGCGUCGACAGAGAGGACGCGCCCUGCACACCGCCACAGGGUCCCUCCUCUCCGCUCGCCGUUUCUUCCGCCUCUCCCCUUUCUUCUUGUUCUUCAUCGGCGCCGCUGGCGUCCUCCGGUGGUAUUGAGGAGAGCGGCGGCGGCGGGGAGGCAGGCGCGCAUGCAGUGUGCUGCGCGUCCGACUGGCCUGGCGAGGCAGCGGUGUCGGCGGACGGGAGGAGGCGUCGAGGUAGUUCGAGCUCAGGAGAGGCAUCCAGUCAGACAAGCAGACUGGAGACGCUUCGUUUGCCGGAAGUUGGAGGUUCCGCCGCUGCGUGGAGACCGCCUGACGAACGGACAGAGACGGCGCCGCCCACAGCUGAGGCUCUAGAAGAUGAGCAGCAGCUGCUUUCGCUCUACUCUAGGGAGCUGUCUCCAAUUCUCCCGCCUAGACAGCAGGCGCAGCUGAAGGCGCUGGAGGAACUGCAUGCGCAGCAAAUUCUCCUGCAGAGGAAACGCGAGGAACUCGAGAAAAGUCUGCUGUCGCAGCUGAAGGCAGACGACACACACGCAGACGCAGCCGAGGAACUGCCGCCACUGCAGGAUCCUGUCGACUGGCUACAUACGCUGUCGGAGCCUGAGACGUCGGAGAGAACAGGCAGAACAGGCCGGAGUGAGGCGAAGAGCGAGAGGAGAUCGACAAGCAAGGAGAAAACGAGUUUCAACAGCGAGAAACAGAAAAGCAACCGCGAGACCGGGUUGUCAGACAACAGCAGAGAGGAAGACAGUUAGACAGAGGCCGAGAACGAGAGGGAGAAAGAAGAAGGAAGGAACGGGGAAAAACGAAAAGGCGACUUGAGAGAAAAUGCAAUGGAGAGAAAGCGAAAGGAGAAACGAGUAGGGGGGGAGGGCGUCUUUGUGCGGUACGUUCGAUUUUUAUCCGCAAUCACGACGUUGUAAAGCUCAUCGAGCGUUUCUCGCGGUGCUUGUGUAUAUACACGGCGGCGUUUCUAUUGACGGGGCAGCUGAAAAAAAUCUGAGCACAGCGCCUUACACGUUCUUUGCAUUCUCUCCCUUUGAGGGCAGAGCAGCUCCUUUCCAUCCAAAGUGGAAUUGCAACUUCCUUUUCUCUCGGCUUGCUCCUUUCGGCUUCCCGAUGCCAUUCGUGUGAAGGCUGUGCAUGCAUGCAACUGUUUCUUUUAUUUCCUGUGAACAAGCCUCCGGAGCAGUUCCUGCGGUUUCCGGCUCCAGCGGAAAACGAACGAUUGGUCUUCCUCUCUCUAUUCGCCUCUCUGUUGUGUCUCUUUCUGUCUGUUUCUGUCCUCUUUGGAGUUCUCUUCCAGUCGCGUUCUCUCCUUUUUCCAUUAUACCUUCUUCUCUCUCUGAUGCUCCUUCUCUCUGUGUCUCCUUUACCCUCCCUUUCCGUUGGUCUUUCUCCCGUUCUUUUUCCGUCUGUUUCUUUCUCGACUGAACAGCAAAGACAAGGAACUGCUUCACC